This is a messenger RNA of Cyprinus carpio (common carp), 878 nucleotides long. RefSeq names its product probable 2-oxoglutarate dehydrogenase E1 component DHKTD1, mitochondrial. Gene Ontology annotation, molecular function: thiamine pyrophosphate binding; oxoglutarate dehydrogenase (succinyl-transferring) activity. Gene Ontology annotation, biological process: tricarboxylic acid cycle. The record is from RefSeq and is a predicted model, not a curated record. The transcript is spliced from 4 exons. NCBI's taxonomy places the organism in Eukaryota, Metazoa, Chordata, Actinopteri, Cypriniformes, Cyprinidae. Bases 1 to 567 code for a protein of 188 amino acids.
AUGUUGAGAAAAUUCAAAUGUGUUUUCGAUCGUGCCAGGGUGCCUGAGGUCAGCCUGCUGAAUGGAGUCGUUCAUGGAGUCCUCAACACCACUGGAUUGCGGCAUUUUGGGAAAGUCAAGGCGACCUCUGAAGAGGUGGUGGCCUUUCUGGAAAGAACGUACUGUGGGAGAAUCUCAGUGGAAACCACUCAGCUCCAGAGCUUGCAGGAAAGAGAAUGGUUUGCAGACCGAUUUGAGGACCUCAAGAAAGAGGCGUUUUCACCGGAGGAGAGGAGACAGCUGGCUAAACUGAUGCUUGAAUCACAGGAAUUUGACCACUUUUUAGCCACCAAGUUUGCCACUGUUAAACGAUAUGGAGGUGAGGGAGCAGAGAGCAUGAUGGGAUUUUUCUACGAGCUGUUCCGCUCUGCGGUGUACAGUGGAGUGACAGACGUGGUCAUGGGAAUGCCUCACCGUGGACGUCUCAACCUCCUCACCGGACUACUGCAGUUCCCUCCAGAGAUUGAUACUUGUUUCUUCUGGCUAUAUUUACUGUAUGUAGAUAGUAAACUGGACAGAUUGGCUUAACUUACAGUUUAAAACGUGUCUAGACAGCCUGCCACUGUAACAUAUACAGCGAGAUAUAUGCAGUCCACACAUAGAAAACGCAUUUAAAAUUUAGUGAUUUAAUCCUGGAGAUAAAGAGUUUUAGUACAUUGAAAAAAAUCGUAAAAAGAAAUCAUAAUAUUUGUUUUUAUAUACUAAAGGUAGCAUUUCAAGGGGCUUUACUUAAGACAAAAAACAAGACAUACAAAAAAUAAUAAUAAAUAAAACAGAAUACAGUGUACAGCCGUGUAAACAAAAAGAGAAAUUGCUAAUAAAAAAGAAUACAAAAUUAC